Episyrphus balteatus (marmalade hoverfly) is the source of this 3516-nucleotide messenger RNA. It is a transcript of the gene frtz, whose product is annotated as WD repeat-containing and planar cell polarity effector protein fritz. Gene Ontology annotation, molecular function: protein binding. The record is from RefSeq and is a predicted model, not a curated record. Gene Ontology annotation, biological process: nervous system development; establishment of protein localization; cilium organization. Gene Ontology annotation, cellular component: axonemal basal plate. Bases 186 to 3365 code for a protein of 1059 amino acids. The transcript has 7 exons. NCBI's taxonomy places the organism in Eukaryota, Metazoa, Arthropoda, Insecta, Diptera, Syrphidae.
UUCAUUUUUGUUUCGUGUCAACAUAAUUUUAUGUUUUAAUUAAGUUAUUUUUUUUUUUGUUUGUAGUUUAUAACUGUAUUUUUAUUAUUAAUUUUUAAGUAAUGUUCCUUUUCGUUUGCAUUCCAAACUAUAAAUUUCUAAUCGUGCAAUAAGAACAAAAAAACCAUUUGAAUUCUCCACCAAUAAUGUUAACCCUCGUCAGUGAAUGCCAUUUCUGGACAAAUCGAGAUGAAAUCAACAUAAAAGACACCGAUUAUGGUGCUUUCAAGUAUCUCCGUAAUCGUGACAUUGAUCCCGAUAACAUCCUCCAACUAGCCAAACGUGAAUAUGCCGAAAAUCGAGAUUGUCAAGUUAUUCUAAAGAAUCAAAAAACUUCGCGCCUCAAAGACAACAUCAAGAAACUCGAUGAAUUCUUUCAGACACAAAAAAUCAUCCAUUCCGAAUGGCGAACUGGAUCAGUUUUGUUGAUACUCUUCGCCAAUGGAGUGAUUUGUCAUAUUUCAGUGGAUAUCUAUGUUGGUGACAUCCUUUGCUUGGUUUUCGACAAGUAUUUAAUAGGGAAGCUAGCUGCUGACGUGAUUACUGAUGCAAUUUUCACACCUCAGCACAUUGUAUUAGCUUACAAUACAAAUCAAGUGACUGUGGUGCAUCUGCAAAAGCCAAAUAUGCAACCAGCUGUGCCUGAGAAAAUUAUCAAUAUGGAUCCAAAGAUAUUUCAUGUUCUCAUACCGGGCACUGGGGAGAGAAAACUUUCCCGUCGACUGGCUGUUAAUCCAAGUUGUGAUUUGAUUGCAAUUUGGACAAAGAGUUCGCAGAAUGAAGUUUUUCCGUGGCGUCCGACAGUUAGGGAUCAGGAUCGAGCUAAUAUUCAUGUGUUCAAGUUGAAGAAUGCCCAAUUGGAGGCGAUAUCAUACGCUUGGUCAGAGAAUGAUCCUCUGCGAGUUGACUUCCUGCGUUCAACUGGGAAUCAAAUCUUCAUAAUUGAACAAAAAGUCUCCAGAAAAGGUGAAGUCAGUGCAGAAGUUUGCUCCUACGAACUAGGUGAAGGAAAAAUGCAACGAGCGAUCAUUACAUCCAUCCCGAUGGGCACCCAAAUCUGUUCCUUUGAAUUUAGUCCCGAUCAGGAGAAGUUAUUCCUCGGAACAAUCGAUCGUUAUGUGUGCGUUCAUGAUCUUGUCAAACAAACCAGUCGGUUUCUUCCAAAGAUUGAAAUUAUUCCAACAAAAUGUAGCUGGCAUGCGGAUUCGAGUCUCAUCAUGGUUGGCAAUGACACCGCCCAAUUUCAGUGCUUCGACAUCGCUUUGCAGCCCAUUGCGAAUCAACUCAUCAGUGAGGUUGUAACGCCGGUAAAUCUACUCGAUCUUUCGCACUACUUUGCCAUCCAGCCAAUGUUGCUGGACAUGAGUUUCAGUCAAAAACCUGAAGUUCAUAAUUUUCCCUUUCCCUUCGCCCAAGCUGAUUGCUUUUUGCUCCUAGUUUUCGAUAAUGGACCUGUAGCUUGUCUGAGAUUCGUGUGUGGUGCUGGAAUGGCUGGAGACAUCCAUAAUUCUGGCCUAACAGCUGAUGUCAUUUUGGAUCGAUAUUUGUCCAUGAACCAUCUGGAAAAGGCUGUUAAUCUCCUGCAAGCUUUGAAUUGGGAGACCUAUGGAGCCAUGUGUCUACUUUCGUUGCAUAAAAUUGCGAAUUUUGUCUUCAUUCAAAAAGAACUUAAACGAAGCCGAUUGGAAUUGCUGACAAAGGCUCUAAAGACAUUCACCGAUGGUUUGAGUGAGGAAACUAAGGAUGAAUUUAGUGAUCAGGUGUACGACAUUAAAAGGAGGUUCUUCUUCUUUCUUCUUCGGAACAAUCUCUAUGCUGAAUCAUUUGAUGUGGCCAUGGACAUUGAAGAUUAUGACCUAUUCAUGGAUCUUUUCCAUGCAACACGCACCAACCCCGAACUCGUAGAAUUGUCCCAUGAAGCUUAUGCUCAAGCCGAACUUCUAUUCGAUGAAAGCUGUUCCGGAAGCAGUGAAUCAGAUACAUCUUGCUCCGAGUCCUCAUCCUACUCGGAUAACUAUCAGAAUAACCAAAAAUCAGGUGCAGUAAGUAGUCAUCGGGUGAUGGGUCAGUGGAAGCAUGAAAAAGCCGUUAGCACCCUAAAGAACUAUGUCCCACCAUUGCCGUCAUUCAAAUCGAAGAUUUACAACGCUGAGAAUAUUAAAAUAAACAUUCCAAAGCCUGAAUUGAGAAUAUCAACAUCGGCGGAUUUCAAUUCGCCAAGUCGAACGGCGACUUUAGCUCGCACGAAAAAAGUCUCCACCAGUCAACAACUAGAGUUGAGGCAAGAUGAGCAAAUGAAUAGUCGAACGAUGCCUCUUCGAAACUCUGACUAUGGGUUCAAUGAGGAGGCAAACAGAUGGACAGGAACGAUUCCAAAACCUGAACAUACGAUGGUGGAUCCAAAUAUUCCCGGUACCAGCAAAGCAGCUACUCUAUUGAGGAAUUCCCACUCUCUAGAGAAUCACUCAGAGUAUAGAAAUGACUCACCUCAGGAUUAUAUGAUUGAAGAAACAACCUUCAUGCCACGACCAAAUCUUUCGAAUUUCGGUCGACUUUCUCAAAACAUUCCACCACCAUUACCAGAUUUGCGUCAUUUGCAAAUAACUUCGCCCAAUGAAACAUCAUCUACAUUGCAGUGGGCUCAAGUGCCAGAUCAAACACUGGGCAUCCCAAUGAUACCUAAUGCACCCACCCAUCCUUAUAUGCCAUCUACGUCCCAUAAUAUUCUUCCUCGUGCCUCAACACAUUUAGCUGGAACCAAUGAUUCUGGUUCGCCAAGAAUUCCACCAGAUCAAAGUGGUGGUUUCCAACCGAAAAUUUAUCAUCAUCCAUUGGUUUCGGUGACGAUACCACCGACAACGAUGUUCACACCGAUUGAUGAGUUGCCUGUGCGUUUGCCAAUUCGAAAGCCAACUGCAUCGAUUUUAUCGAAUGGAUCUAGUUUAGUAUCGAAUAAUACACUUGCGUCGAAUGCCAAUACUUUGAAUGGAACAACAACAACGAAAAAGGAUUCCGGGGAGAAGAAUAAAGUCAAGUUUUCGGAUACUGUUCAAGUUGCUGUGGUUCCUGAAAUCCCUCGUAAAGAUAAACCCCUGCCGCCAAAGCGAAAUGGUCAUAUCCGUCCGAGAAAUUUAACAAAUCCCAAAAAGGAAUUAGCCGAUAGCUUGCCUCUGUGUCAUCCACAUGAUGAUUAUUUAAAAGACUUUGAUCCUUUACCAGAAGAAUCUCUUCCGAGAAUCUCAAAAUCAUCAUCAAAAGAUAGUAAAUCACAAAAUGAAUCGAAAAGUAAUCCGUCCAUAAAAGUCGUCCACUUUGGAGUGGUUUAGACUACUGUGUUUUAAAAUUUACAUUCCGUCCCCUUAGCCGAUAGAGAAAGCUUUAAAUUAAUUUUGGUAGUUUUAUAAGUUGGAAAGUUUUUAAAUCUUUUUUUUUAACAAUUAUAUUAAGGUUCUGUUAUAGAGUAAAUUAUUUCUUUUU